AUGUCAACAUCGAGAACUUUCGGGAAAGCCCGCGAAGUUUCGUCCGCCAUUAUCCGGCCCAGGCUAGUCAGCUACUACACAGGAAACCCGAUUUUGACUUUUCACUUCAAAUAUACGAACGCAAACAUGGCGGACUCCAGUAAAAGUGUUGCAGAAGAAAAUGUUCUCCAUCCUCUAGAAUUCUUACAGACUUUGGAUAAAAUGAGGGUCUCAGGGGAAGGAUGUGAUGUUACUCUCAAGGUGACAGACCAGUCGUUUCCUGGACAUAAACUAGUUUUGGCAGCAAACUCCACAUAUUUCCGCGCGAUGUUUGGUUUGCGCGAAGGGUUCGUUGAAAGUAGCAAAAAUGAUGUUGUGCUACAUGAUUUGGAUCCAAAAGGCGUUAAUGCUGUCAUCAGUUACUUUUACAACUCCAAGAUCGAAAUCAAUGCCGAUAACUUCGAAGCCGUGUUUGCCGUUGCGAACAUGUGGGACGUGAAGUUUGUGCUGACAGCGUGUGAGAACUAUCUUCGGGUUCAUCUGUCAGCGAGCAACUGUCUCGGAUUUCAAAUUCUAGUGCACCAAAGCUCUGCCUUCUCCGAAAAUUUUAGGACUCUUCUAGAUGACUUUGUCAAUAAGAAUUUUAUGGUGAUUUGUCAACACGAGGAAAUGCUUAUCAUACCCGUGGAACAUCUGGAGAAGAUCCUCAAGGGUGAUGAGUUGUGUGUGAAAUCUGAAGAGAUCGUUUGCCAAGCUGUACUAAGGUGGUUGCGACAUGAUGUUACAGGUCGUAAACAAAAUGCUGCAAGAUUGCUCUUAGCCGUUCGCUUAGGUCUUCUCAGUGACAGUUUUAUUACAUUAGUUUUGUUUCAAAAUGAUGUCAUACAAUGUUCAGAUGAAUGUAAAAACUUGCUAAGACAAGUGCUGCAUCAUUCGGAAUCUUUACCAGCAUACUUAUGGCAAGCAAGACAUCUAUCUGCUCUUUAUCUAUUUGGUGGAUACUUAAAUAACACAAAUCCCCUCCAAAAAGCCAUACUUUCCUCUGCAUUCGUUGAAUAUCUUGACUUCCAUGGCAAGAAAUGGGAAAAGCUCUAUGAAAGUUUUGUGGACGAAGCAGCCUGGCUCUACUUCAGAGCUGUUUGUACCAAAAAUUUUAUAUACAUCAUUGGGGAGAGAGUCAUGAGAUACUCUAUAGCAACAAAAGAAUGGCAAGAUCUAAAUGUUGAAAUGCCUCUGCGCAACUAUAUCAUACACUGUGGGUUGGUUGCGCACGGUGAAACAAUAUAUGCAAUAGGGGGUCUUUGCAAUGCCAUCAAAUUAUCAAGUGAUGUUACCCAACAAAGUCUAACAUGGGAAGGUUUACCCCAGACAGUUGUAGAUCAUUAUCGCCCAGGAGUAUGCUUGCUUGGUGAUAAUGUGUUUGUCGUUGGUGGGUGUGACAGGGCUCAUAGUGAUGCUCAUACUGUAGUUGAGCAGUUGGACAUCUCUGAUCCUCAUGCUGGAUGGGCAGGGGUGGUAUCCCUGACCACACCCAGAUGGGGAUUAGGUGCUGUGGUGCUGAAUAAGAAGAUCUUUGCUGUUGGAGGGUUCGACACAGAUAACCGAGCCCCCAUCGGUACAGUAGAGGUUUAUUCCCCUCGGAACGAUACUUGGACACAAAUUAAACCCCUUAACAGGGCACGCCGUCGAUUUGGAAUAGCCGAAGUUGAUGGUACAAUUUUUGUUGCUGGUGGCUUUAGUGAGGAUAGUAGCACUAAUAGCACUUCCCUAAAGACCACAAACUCAGAAAAAUCUUCAACCGGAACACAAUCAAAAUCAGUUAUAGCUGCAUGAGCAACACCAAGCAGAUAAUUGACGGCCACAACAAACGCAUAAUCGCCUCAUCAAUAACAACCGAAGACGCCCCUACCUCCCUCGCCACCGCCAAUAACAAAACAUGCAACUGCAGACAAAAGAACGCGUGUCCCCUUGACGGAAACUGCCUCCAAUCAUCUGUUAUCUACCAAGCUACUGUAACAAGAAAGGACAACAACACCUCCGAAACCUACGUAGGACUAACC
Nematostella vectensis (starlet sea anemone) is the source of this 2039-nucleotide messenger RNA. Its product is annotated as kelch-like protein 18. NCBI's taxonomy places the organism in Eukaryota, Metazoa, Cnidaria, Anthozoa, Actiniaria, Edwardsiidae. The transcript has 2 exons. The record is from RefSeq and is a predicted model, not a curated record. Gene Ontology annotation, molecular function: protein binding. Bases 1 to 1812 code for a protein of 603 amino acids.